AUGGACGCUCUAGUCCCAGUAAACUCAAAUCAUUUGUUUGGACCGCUCACUGCUAUACUCUACCUGUCAACUCUAAUAUGCACCUUUGAAUUCCUGCCAUGCCAGCUUAAUGCAAUAUUUGUGGCAGACGAGGAUGAAUCUCAGCUUCAUCUUUUUGCCAACUGUCCAAAGGCAAGACAGCCGAGACUUUUUGCUUUGGGGAAUCCUAAAGAACUAGCAAUUUUGGAAGAAUCUGUAGCCACUUGA
Dovyalis caffra is the source of this 246-nucleotide messenger RNA. The record is from the annotation of a GenBank genome assembly. Lineage: Eukaryota; Viridiplantae; Streptophyta; Magnoliopsida; Malpighiales; Salicaceae.